Molecule: messenger RNA, 1371 nt
Organism: Neurospora tetrasperma FGSC 2508
Lineage: Eukaryota; Fungi; Ascomycota; Sordariomycetes; Sordariales; Sordariaceae
Exons: 2
Coding region: 1-1371 (456 amino acids)
Molecular function (GO): protein binding
Source: RefSeq, a predicted model, not a curated record
AUGAACCAACAAACCCCUUCUCAGAGCACCUCGCCUGCCCCUCCCUCCUCCUCUCCGGCAAUGACAUCGGCGUCGCCUGACCUGCUGCUUUGCCAGACGUUCUAUAGAACCAAGAACCCCGUCGUCUUUGACCGCGACGCCGACACAAUUAUUCUGGUCGGAGACACCUCGCCUGGCGUCGUUGAACCCCCUCAACGCCUCUUCCAGAUCCGCUCUUUCCAUCUGUUCCUCAACUCCUCAUUCUACAAGCGCCUCUUCAGCGAGGGUUGCAUCAACAACAUCCCUCGCACCGAAGAUCACUUGAGGCACUUCAAGAUUACCCUUUCCGACGUCGACCCCGAGGCCCUCUUCUUGACACUCCGCGCCUGCCACACCGGCAAAGUGUCCAUCCGCCCGUCGACGCCAAACAUCCUCGACCUCGUGUUCCGGAUUGCAAAGACGGCACACGAUUUGGAGUUCGACAUCGGCAUUGCGGAUCCAUCUUCCGACACAGCCACGCUGUCGCAGGCUGCGCAAGGAUGGCUUUCGGAACAAAGGGACGAUCUUGAUGUUGUGGGAAACAAUCUGGUAGAUCGAUGGAAGCUGGUCAAGGCGGCAUUUUACUUUGGCCAACUGAGUACCUUCACGCAGCUGAGCGUUCACUUGGUCAGAAGGCUACCGGAGCACUUCUGGGUGCAUCUGGCAGGAGACAUCCACCGUGGCGUCAACACGCACUACCAGAACCAGGUGUCUAGAGAGGAGAUGGCCAUCAUUGCCGUCCGCCUCCUCUUCCUCUUCUACCACAUCCUCUAUCGCGACGCAGCCUUCCCACCCUUCCGUGCUUCAAUCCCUCAUGUCUCCCAGAUUCCAGCCAGGAUCACGCGCUCCUGGUCCGACCAGGCAAGGGCCGCGUGGGACACCCGAGUACAAGAGUCCUCGGUCUGCACUUGCCCCUGGCUUCCACAGUACUACGAGUCCUGGACGAGAGGUCUGGAACUCCACUGUCUGGACCUAUUCACCAAAGCCUUUGCGGGGGACGAAAGCCGCUGCAUAACUCUCCUCUUCAAGACCAUAGCGUGGGCACUGCGUCGUGGCGUGAUAGCUAAGCCGUGGGAUAGUUGCGAGGUGGGGGUGGAGCCAGAGUGUGGUUUGGUUGGCGGACGAGCGGGUCAUGAGGAGAAGGCGAGGGAGUUAGUGAAAGAGCUGAGGAGUUGUUUGGAUGUUUGGAAGGCGGAUCUUGAGAGGGAUACGGUUGGGGGUUCUGAUGUGGAAGACUCCGACGAUGAGGAUUCCGACAGGCAUCCUGGCGCUGAGAGGUACACCGGAAUCAGGUACCACGAGGUUGAGGGCCCAAGAGCCCAGUACCCCCACCCCUCGUACUCGCUCCCGUAG